Molecule: messenger RNA, 1825 nt
Organism: Conger conger (European conger)
Lineage: Eukaryota; Metazoa; Chordata; Actinopteri; Anguilliformes; Congridae
Gene: orc4
Product: origin recognition complex, subunit 4
Exons: 14
Coding region: 171-1475 (434 amino acids)
Biological process (GO): DNA replication initiation; DNA replication
Cellular component (GO): nucleus; nuclear origin of replication recognition complex
Molecular function (GO): DNA replication origin binding; ATP hydrolysis activity
Source: RefSeq, a predicted model, not a curated record
GCCUGCGCCUCAGCCAGAAGCCUGGCGGAGAAGGGGUGUCCCACCAUGCAUUGCAGCAUUACAGGAAGAAAGGCAGAAACUUCUAGUCUACUUACUCUUUUUGUAUAUAGGAAUGAAAGUUUAUUUAAAUAUUGAUUUAUGCCAAAUCGAGGAAAGAGGCUGUAUUCAUCAUGAGUAAACGAAAGGCGAAGGACAUCAACUUGACAGCCGGGGAAUGUCUUUCAGAGGUGCAGAGAUUGCUGAGAGAACGUCUCUGCCAUCAACAUCUUCCCAUAGGACCAGUUGGGAUGGAAUCGCAGUACAAACACUUGCUGGAGCUGCUGAAGCGGACAGCUGUUCACGGGGAGAGUAACUCUGUGCUCAUCGUGGGACCCAGAGGGGCUGGAAAAACAAUGCUUCUCAACCUCGUCUUGAAAGAACUUAUGGAAGUGGAUGAAGCCAAGAAGAACAUUUUGCUGGUUCGGUUGAACGGUCUGCUUCAGACGGAUGACAGGAUCGCCCUGAAAGAAAUCACUCGUCAGCUCAACCUGGAGAAUGUAGUCGGGGACAAGGUCUUUGGGAGCUUUGCUGAGAACUUGGUCUUCCUCCUCGAAGCUUUGAAGAAAGGUGACCGUAGCAGCAGCCGGCCGGUGCUUUUCACCCUGGACGAGUUCGACCUCUUCGCCCACCACAAGAACCAGACGCUCCUCUACAACCUCCUGGACAUCUCUCAGUCUGCGCAGACGCCAGUGGCCGUGGUGGGACUCACCUGUCGCUUGGACGUGCUGGAGCUCCUGGAGAAGAGGGUGAAGUCCAGGUUCUCCCACAGGCAGAUCCACCUGCUGAGCACCAUGGACUUCCAGAGCUUCCUGUGCAGCGUGGAGCUGCAGCUGAGCCUACCGCCGGACUUCCUCGACCGCAGGUUCUCCGAGGACUGGAACGCCGGCGUCAAGGCGCUGUGCAAGGACAAGUCCGCAGAGGCAGUCCUGAAGAAGCAUUUCAACUCCAGCAAAGACUUCCGGUCUCUGAAUAUGUUGCUGAUGCUGGCAUUGAGCAGAGUAACUGUGUCCAACCCGGCCAUCAGACCCACCGAUCUCCUGGAGGCCAGCCGACUCUGCACCUCCGACGCCAAAGCCAACAUCCUCCAUGGCCUGUCCAUUCUGGAGCUGUGCCUCGUCAUCGCCAUGAAGCACUUGAAUGACAUCUACGACGGGGAGCCCUUCAACUUUCAGAUGGUCCACAAUGAAUUCAAAAAGUUUAUUCAAAGAAAAUCUCACUCCGUCCACAAUUUUGAGAAGCCUGUGGUUGUCAAGGCCUUUGAGCACCUACAGGAGCUGGAGCUUAUCAAACCAAUGGACGGGAGCACUGCUAGAUCCCAGAAAGAGUACCAACUAGUGAAGCUAAUGCUGGACCACACCCAGAUCAUGGAGGCUCUACAGAAAUACCCACAGUGCCCCACUGAUGUCAAGCAGUGGGCUGCGUCUGCUUUCGGCUGAUCUGGAACACUACUACUCAAACUGUUCUCCUCUAGUGCAGUUGUAAUUUUUGUAUAAAAUGAACACUGAUUGGCUGAUGAUAAAAUUAUUGGCUGAUCUGGAACACAACUACUCAAACCGAAAUGUGUUCGCUCCUCUGGCGCUGUUGUCAUUCUUUGUAUAAAAGGCUGGUACAUAAUUCAGGAAUACACUGUGUGUAAUGAUUCUGUCACCCAUGUCUGGUCCACAUGUUUUUUUUUGUUUUUUUAUAAAGAAAACUAUUAAAUAAAGCAAAACAAAGUCAAAGUGUACAAUUUCUCUGUAAAUGUAACUGAAUGAAUGAAUAAAACUUCCAUUUUCAGCUGGUCAAA